AUACGCACGUCCAGUGUAGAACCGGCGUCGCGACGCGUCGACCGUAUGAUUAAACUGUGCCGCUGAUUAUCUCUCUUAUCCCAUAGUAAAACAGGUAAACAAUUAAAAACUAAUCUAUAAACUGAUCGGGUUUUGCGACUCCAGUGCCAAUUCACACGUGAGCGUGCGUCUAACACGCGAUCGCCCAAUUUUUGUAAAUAUUUUCAUAUCGGGGCUUUUUGGAACGAUUUCAAUUAUUAAAAAUAUGCAAACAUCGCUGUAAACAUAUUUAUUUUUCAAAGUAUUUUAAAACAUGUGAGCUAGCUGUGCAUGGAGGCCUAACUUGUGUGAGGAUUUCGAGGUUUAUUUUUUUCCACCUAUUGAAUUGAAAAAUAGUGCGUGAUUGGCGUAUCAGAUGUUAUCAGGAUUUGUAAGAUGGAAGCUUCACUGAAAAUUCACGGUCAUCUGGCAGCUAAUGGUGCAGAUAUUGGUUGAUAAAUAAAAUCAGGUCAUAAGAAAAUGUGAUCGUCUACCGAACUAAGAGCUGCGGUGGUAUUACUCUGCCCUCUGCACCCAUCUAGAAAUGGGCUGUGGCCACAGCAAAAUCAACAUUUAUCCCAGGAAGUCUAGAAAUAAAACGAAUAACAAAAAGUCAGCAACACCUGAAAAAACCGAGUCGGAGGAAGAGGACGGGGUGGAAAACGAUCUGGAAAAUAACGAAAAUAUCGAAGACUGCGAAUCAAGAAAAACAAUCAAAGUGAAGCCCUUUGGUGGACCUCUCUUAGCUCAAGCAGAAAUUUCAACAAGUCAGCAGGAUUUUUUCAAAAUGCUGGACGAGAAAAUCCAAAAUGGUCCCGACUACAACUCGGAGAGUGAGUCUGAAAAAGCGGCCGAGGCGGCCAGAUUAAGUGCGCUUCUCAAGGACUGGGAAACAGCGAGUGCCGGCUCUAGGUCCCUGCCAGCCACCCCCAAACGCCGCCCCAAGCCGCCGCUUGCAGAGAAAAUUCGUUCUGAUGGCGUGCGAUCUGCUGAAAUCGCCAGAGACGGACCUCGACCGCCGGAAAGGGGCUACGUCUCACAGAUACCACAAAGUGUGAUUCAUCAAUCGUACGGUGUAACGCAAGUACCGUAUAGACAUGUAAAUUACCCACCCCCUAGCUACAUCACCCAGAACCCUCCCCAACAAAUCUCCUACCCAUCUGCUAUGCAAUACCAAGCCAUUAGUCCAAUGUACACGAGCCAACCCACCUACCAACCUCCCCCGCCUCGGCAAUACCCCAGCUAUAACCAGCAUGGGAGCCCCAUCAAAACCUACAUGAACAAUUCACCUAAACACAUUCCUUACGACCAACCAGCUUAUAGUCCUAGUCAUAAGCUCUACGGCCCGCCUGUUGCCAAGCCAGUCUACAGCAAUGGAGAGGUGUUGCAACAGCAGUUCUACACCCAGAUGCAGUACCAGCAGUACAAGGAAGCAAGGGAUCAAGUUUUACAGAACCAACAGCCUGCAGGCUACAGAAUGCAGAGGAGUUACCAAAGCAGUGUCACCAUACCCAUAGUAGUGCAAAACCAGCAAAACGACAUGAAUGCGCUACACCGGAAGCAGUACGAACUCACGUGAUCAUAUCUGUAAAUUUUAGGACUUGCUGUUUUGUGUACCUCUUCUAGAACCAAGAACAAAUAUCUUGGUAUUUUGGACAAUACAAUCCUGAACCCUGAUUUGUUUUCUAAAUAAAGAUUGUAAAUUAAAUCUAUCGAUAGAAUUUAUUAGUAAUUUAGUGCAAAACGAGUUGAUUUGUUACUUGAGUGUUGAACAAAGUAAUAAAAUUUUAUCGGUUCGUGGUAAAAAUAGCGCGGAAAGAUAAUCAAUUGAUUUACACACUUCAACACCGAUGGAAAUAUAUUGAUGUAAUUAAUUGUUAAAAUGUCUGUUAGUUCAAGUUUAAGGGUGCUUCUAAUAGAAUUGUUUAAAUCCGUGGAAAAUGGUUAAAUUCAGCUAAAUAUGAUUGGUUUGAAUUUUGUCGCGCUUAAUAAGUAUCAAAUCAACUAAAACCUGUAACAAAAAUGAUAGAACAAAUAUAUAAAUAUAUACAUAACUGUUAGAUAAACUCUUUAAAAUGUGAUAUUGUAGAGCUAGAAAUACCAUUCGUGUAUAAAUGUUUCAUGUGAAACGCCAAAAGGCCCGAUUUUGCUUUCAUUUCGUAUACGUACCAUCGCAAUAAGGUUCAUUUUUUAUAUUAUCAGUAUUAAAAUUGUUAAGUACCCACGCCAUAUCAAUAUUUACAAAACCAUUUUAUAGAAAAAUAUUUGUCGAGUUUAGCUUUAUGUUCUCAAUAAAAUAUGACUGCA
Tribolium castaneum (red flour beetle) is the source of this 2325-nucleotide messenger RNA. RefSeq names its product target of wingless (gene tow). The record is from RefSeq and is a predicted model, not a curated record. Lineage: Eukaryota; Metazoa; Arthropoda; Insecta; Coleoptera; Tenebrionidae. Bases 563 to 1597 code for a protein of 344 amino acids. The transcript has 6 exons.